Messenger RNA from Eruca vesicaria subsp. sativa (arugula), 827 nucleotides. NCBI's taxonomy places the organism in Eukaryota, Viridiplantae, Streptophyta, Magnoliopsida, Brassicales, Brassicaceae. The record is from the annotation of a GenBank genome assembly.
AUGGAGAACGAAUUCAAGAAGAUAAGCAGUGCGGUUCCAAAGGAAAGCGAUUUUAUUGAUGUCAUCGUUUCUCUCAAGGAGCGGACACCAACACGUUGUACCUACGUUGACGAGUCUACAUUGAUGGAUAAAUGUGCCGACAAGGUCCCCUCUGCUGAGAGAAGAUUUUCAGACAUGUUAUAUAAGGUUUUUGAAGAGUUUCCAAGCCUAUCUCGGGUUGGUCAGUUGUAUGCUAGCGUUCUUAAUCAGCGCUUCAAUUACUUUCACUAUGUGGAUGCCCGAACUGAAGUCAUGUAUGCAAGUAUGAUGAUGAUCGACAUCUCUGAGACGUAUCAGACCCUCCUCGCUGCAGAUGACUGUGAUUCCCUGGACAAGUGCAAGUCCCUUAAAAGGGCUGCUUUUGCGUGUAUGCUUGCUGUUGUGAGGAGAUGUGUUCCCAGUCUCCACUUUCUCGACAAAGUCCGUGAGUACAUGGCCAAUUUGGAUGAUGCUGGUGGUGAGCAUGCUUCUGCUUCUGCUGCUGUGAAGUACAAGCACGGUGAAGGCUACACUGUCCAGCAACUCCUGCAACAUGAUUUUGCUGAAAACUUUGAGCAACUUGUUGAUCCACAGACUUUGGUUUGGCUUGAGGAGCUGGAUCGUGGACAGUCUCAAAGAUGUGAAAUUGGUCCGUUGUGCUGAUUGAUUGGUUUUAAAGAAAAUCUAAUUCUAAACUAAACAGUGAUUUAUUGAUUCAAUUACUUUUCUUCUUUUUUUUUAUUGAUUCACUUUUUAUUUAAUGAGCCCAAGAGUAAAAUAGUUAUUUUCUUCUACUGAAGAAUUACAUU